CCUUCCAUCACCAUCAAUUCCUUCGUCGUCGCCGUCUUUGCCAUUGUUGUAUCUGCAGUCGUCCUAUCUUCUCUUAGCCUCUACUCGCCAUUCAAAUACAUACCAAGGCAACUGAACUACAUCCACCAUGUCCAGCCCCGGAGAUUCUGGAAAGGGCUUCACUUACACCGGGUCCGGCACCAACAGCCAGGGCAACCACUGGUGCUCCCGUGACUACGGCACUGGCUCCGACUCCAACGGUUAUGGCCGCGGCGAUGCCUACCACUACAGCAACCGCAAUGGCUCGUACUACUACUCCAACUCGGAUGGAAGCACCUACUACAACGACGGUAAAGGUGGCGCGGUUUACACCCCUCCAGGUGAAAAAAAGUAG
Aspergillus fijiensis CBS 313.89 is the source of this 373-nucleotide messenger RNA. RefSeq lists its product as uncharacterized. The record is from RefSeq and is a predicted model, not a curated record. The transcript is spliced from 3 exons. The coding region runs from base 128 to 373 and encodes 81 amino acids. NCBI's taxonomy places the organism in Eukaryota, Fungi, Ascomycota, Eurotiomycetes, Eurotiales, Aspergillaceae.